UCUGGUUUAUGAUUUUAUGUAGCAUUUGAGAAACUAUCUCACCAGGACAAAGGAAGGAAAGGAAGGAAGCAGAGUACCUACUUAUAUGUCUGCCACUGUGCUUAGCAUUUUUAUAAAUAUCUCAUUUGAUCAUCACAACAACCCCAUCAGGUAAGUGCUAUUAUCAUCCCCAUUUUAAACAUGGGGAGAUUGAGGCGGACAGCAUUUAAGUGACUUGUCCAGGGUCAUACAGCCAAUAAGCAUCUGAGGCUAAAUUUGAACUCAGGGCUUCCUGACUCCAGACUCUGCACUGUACGCACUAUACCACUCAGCUGUCUCACAAUAUGAAAGUGGUUGUCUGUCUCAUGGUCAGUUCUCAAAGAUGUGAUACUCCACAAAGAACCCUGGAUUUUGGGUAUUGUAUUUGGAAGCAUGUCACCUGAGUUUGAAUCUGCCACUUAGUACCUGUGAGACCCUGGGCAAGUCCUAGGUUUCAAAUUUCCCCAUCUAUAAAGUGAGAAGAUUGACCUCUGGAAUGGCUAACCCCGACUGUCUUUCCAUAUUCUACAAAUAACCUCCUGAACCUGUGGUUCCUUGGCUAAAGGGGAAGUAUGCUUAGGUAUGGUUAAUGUAUGUAGGUAGAACUCCCUCGAAAACAAGGCUCACUUCCAUCUAAUGUAGGAUGGGGGAAAGGGAUGGUAAUUAGGGUCUUGAGGUAAAGUUGGGACCUUUGUGGAGUUUGUGAUCCAGGAUUCUGAGUUGGAGGUCACAUAGUCCAAUUCUCCUCAUUUCACAGAUGAGAGGCUGAGAUUUAAGUGAAUUGCCUAGCAUCACCCAGGUGCUGAGACAAUGAGAACUCAGGUCCUCUAACUUCAUCUAUUCCCCUACCCCAUCCUCAGUGUCUCAGAGUCUGGGCACAAAGAUAAUAAAUACUCUUCAUUUCUAAGUGUGUGUGUGUGUAUGUAUGUUUGUGGGGAGGGGGCUUAGCAGUAAGGUCUAAGGGUGAGGGACAAUAAUAGGCUGGGAAGGGGGCGACGAGGGGUUACCCUGUGUAGAACUUCUAGCAAAGUCAUCAUCUGUGUCUGGGUGCAAGAAACAGGAUCUAUCGCUAUGAUCUCUAGGAAGAGAGUACCAGUAAUGUGUCAGGGAAGAAACAGGAGUUGUGUGUAUAAUUUGAGGGGAGAAUUCGGGGCAGGGAACAACUCGUGUAUGUGUAUGUGAUUGCAGCUGGUAAACGAGAAUUUCUCUGUUGAAGAGUUGGGGGGUAGCAGUUAACAAAAGUGUGGGUUUGAGGCCAUUGUGUGGAAUUUAAGGGGAUUUCUGGAUUCAGGAAUUUCAGUCGCAAGUUUUGUUCCCGUGAAAUGGGGUGGGCUUGAUGGAAUGAAAUCCGGGUUCAAGUAGGUAAUGGUGAUGGUGGUUGUUAGUGGGAAAGUAACUGAUCUCCAGUUGGUUGGAAGGGCUUCCGAUGACUCUUAACGGUCUUGGGAUUCUCUCUUCCUGUCCUGGGAUUCUCCACUCCGGUCUUGGGAUUCUCCAGUCCGAGUUUUCCAGCUGUCCCUGGUGAGGGGGGCGUGGCUGGGCCCUCCCCCUUACCUCUCCCCGCCCAGGUAAAGGCCACCUGGGGCGGUCGGAGCUCCGCCCCUAGGGCUGCUCUAACCCUUCCCCCCUCUGGGAGAUGUGCCACAGGGGCGGGGCCUGGGGGCCGACUGACGCAAUAUCCCUGCUCCCCUCCAGGCUGGGUGGAGGCAGCUCAGGCCUGGAUUCCUGGGUUCCUUUUUUUCCACUUGUGAUAGUGAGAGCUCAUCCGAGGCUGAGUCUUUGAGGCUUAGGCCCUUGCACCCCUUAGUGGGUUUUGAGGGACCAUUUUGGGUGCUGUGUUCCAGGUCCUGUUCCAUUUGCAGCAGAAAUGAUUGGGGUGAUGAGGGUUAGGGUCUUGAAAACCUGGCUAGAGGUAUUCCUGAAGGGAGCCAAGGUUGAGGGGAAGGGGGAGGAGGUUCCUUACCCCCCUUUGAAACUGCCUUUCUUCAUCUGUAAAAUUGAGGGAUUUAGCCUCUAAGGUGCUGCUGCUAUAUGGUCCCCAUCCCCUGGCCGAAAGGAAUAAUGGGAGAACUCAGAUGGAUAUGGGCCUGACCUGCCAGUGAUGAGCUCCCUGGCCCAAUUGCCAUGGCUCGACGAUCUCAGAGUUCCUCCCAGGGGGACAACCCCCUAGCCCCGGACUACCUGCCCCCCCACUACAAGGAAUACUACCGGCUGGCCCUAGAUGCACUUGCUGAGGGGGGAGCUGAGGCCUACCAACGCUUUCUGGCUGAGGAGGGAGCCCCUGACUUCCUGUGUCCUGAGGAGUUGGCUCAUGUGAGCCGCCAUUUGCAGCAGCCACAGCAUGCUUCCCGGGAGAAUACCACUGCCCGGGGAAGUGCCUCUGGAUCCCUUCCCCAAGCAGAUGGUGAUGUGGACAUGGAUGGCUCCUCUGGUACCUACUGGCCUAUGAAUUCAGACCUUGCGGUGCCUGAACUUGACCUGGGAUGGCCUAUGACCUUUGGCUUUCAGGGUACUGAAGUGACCACUUUGGUGCAACCACCACCACCUGACAACCCAAGUAUCAAGGAUGAGGCUCGGAGGAUGAUCAGAUCAGCGCAACAGGUGGUGGCUAUUGUGAUGGACAUGUUCACAGAUGUAGACCUAUUGAGUGAGAUCUUGGAGGCAGCUGCCCGACGUGUCCCUGUCUAUAUCCUUCUGGAUGAGAUGAAUGCCCAACAUUUUUUGGACAUGGCUGAAAAGUGCCGGGUCAAUCUGCAUCAUGUGGAUUUCCUCCGAGUACGCACAGUCUCAGGCCCUACCUAUUACUGCCGCACAGGAAAGUCCUUCAAGGGCCAUGUGAAGGAGAAGUUCCUGUUAGUGGAUUGUGCUGUGGUGCUAAGUGGGAGCUACAGCUUCAUGUGGUCCUUCGAGAAGAUUCAUCGGAGCAUCGCUCAUGUGUUCCAGGGAGAGCUGGUAUCCAGCUUUGAUGAGGAAUUCCGCAUCCUCUUUGCUCAAUCUGAGCCAUUGAUCCCUGCAGCUGGGGCCCUGGCCCUGGCCUUGACCCAUGCAGACACUUAUGCCUUGACUCCAUAUGGAGGCCCAGGUCCACUAAUGGGGGGCCCAAUGGGGGGCCCAGGGUCCUUCUUCCCCAAGCGUGCCCACUUGCUGUUCCCACCACGUGAUGAGGGCCUGGGCUUCCCCUCCUUUUUGGACCCUGACCGUCACUUCCUGUCAGCUUUCCGCAGGGAUGACCUGCUUCGUCACUCAGGGGGUGCAGGAGACAUUCAUGGGCUGCGGAUGCUCUCACGUCGACCUGGCAUGGAGAUGGAGUCUGGUCAUGGUGGAGAUCCCACCACUCGCGGUUUCCUUCGUGCCAAGCACCUGGAGAUGGAAGCUGCACAUGGUGGAGACUCUGGUAACCGUGGCUUCCUCCGUGCUAAACAUCUGGAGAUGGAGGCUGGCAAUAGUGGGGACCCUGGCUCCCGUGGUUUUCUCCGAGCCAAGCACCUGGAGAUGGAUGCCUUCAAGCGGCAUAACUUUGCUGAUGGAGCUGUGGAGAACUUUGCUGCAUCCCGCCAGGUAUCCCGUCAGAUGUUUGUUAGCCAUGGUGAUGACUUCCGUUUCCAGACCAGCCAUUUUCACCGUGACCAGCUCUACCAGCAACACUACCAGUUUGAACCCCAGUUCACAGCUACCCGGCCUCAGGGUUUGUUUGAGAAGCUGCGGGCUGGACGUCCAGGUUUUGGGGAACCUGAAGAUUUUGGGAUAGAUGGGAGCCCCCAUUUCCCAGAGUUAGAGCCAGGCUUUGGCCCUCAUCCUGAGGGCCCUGGUGGACACUUGAGGCUGGACUAUGUGCCAUCUAGUGCAUCAAGGGAAGUCCGACAUGGAUCUGACCCUGAACCCCGUGGACUAGAACCCGGUGCCCCACAGCGCCCUAAUAUUGGGCAAAGAUUCCUUUGCCAGUCAUCACCUACACAGAAGCAGAGUUUGGAGCAACGGUGGUUUCCACCAGAGGCUGAACCAGAAAUGGAACCCAGCCGGAAGGGUGGUGCUGAGGGCCGGGCAGGACUACGCAAUUGGCGUAUUUCAUCUUACCUCAGUGGCUGCCACUCUGAUGGUGGAGAUGAGGGUCUGCCUGGCCCCAUGGAGGCAGAAUCCUAUGAUGAAGUCCUAGGUGAUCCUACUGGCCGCUUUCCCUUACCCACUGGGGACCUGCUCCCUUCUUCUUUCAGGACUGGAGGGUCUUUUCCCCCAAAGGCUCUAGGUGGAGGGGAUGGCCCAGAGCGAGAGGUGACUGAAGGGGUAACCUUAAGCAAGCAGGACUCAUUCCGCUCCCGCCUUAACCCAUUGAUCCAGAGGAGCUCCCGGCUCCGCUCCUCUCUCAUUUUCAGUUCAUCCCAAAAGGAGGGACCUGGUGUUGGUCCUGGUGCUGGGGCCACAAAUGAGAAGGUACAGCUCUUCCAGAAGGAGCAGACAGUCAGUGAGACAGUGGGUGAGGGUGGUGAGACAGUCCGAACAGCCUCCUCCUCCAAGGUAGCAGAACUGCUAGAGAAAUACAAAGGCCCAGCCCGGGACCGGGACCGAGACCAGGAUAGGACAGGUGGUUUGGUCACUGUUAGCAGCCACAGCAAAGCAGCAGUGACACAGGCAUGGCGGGAAGAGACUGGGACAGGAAGUGGGGGUAAGGGAGGAGAGCGACGUAGCCUUGAGAGCUGUCUGUUAGAUUUACGUGACUCCUUUGCCAAUCGGCUGCAUGAAGAGUCUGAGAGACAGCCAGGUGCAGCUACUCUGAGUGCUGCCCAGCUCCUUGACACCCUGGGUCGGGGUACUGACAGACUGCCUUCUCGAUUUCUUGCCUCAGAUGGUAGGGCUGCUCUGCCUCAGGGCAAGGCAAGCCCUCCACCUGAGAGGAAAGGGAGCCCUACACCAGUCUAUCCAGAGAGGAAGGGAAGUCCUGUGCCACCUGUCCCUGAGAGGAAGGGGAGCCCCAUCUUGGCCUAUCCCGAAAGGAAAGGAAGCCCUGUGCCACCUGUCCCUGAGAGGAAGGGGAGCCCCACCACAGCCUAUCCUGAAAGGAAGGGAAGCCCUGUGCCACCUAUCCCUGAGAGGAAGGGGAGCCCCACCUCAACCUAUCCUGAAAGGAAGGGAAGCCCUGUGCCACCUAUCCCUGAGAGGAAGGGGAGCCCCACCUCAGCCUAUCUUGAAAGGAAGGGAAGCCCCACUUCAGCCUAUCCUGAAAGGAAGGGGAGCCCCACCUCUGCCUAUCCUGACCAGCGGAGCAGUCCCUUUCCUCCAGUAUCUGAAUGGAGGGAUAAUCCUAUACCCCCAGUCCCUGAGAGGAAGAGUAGUCUUACAUUCUCUGGGGACACCCAGAAGAUAGGGUCUGCAGGGGAAGAGGAUGCUGGCCGAUCAGAACCUAGUCCCAUGGAGUUCCUCCGUAAGGGCUCACACCGUCUGAAACAGUUGCUGAGUCCCAAGGGGGAGAAAAGGCUAGAGGAAGAGGGUGGCUUCUCAGGACCCCAGGAGAAUGGGCAGCCUGAGGGCCCCCACAGACCAUCACGAGGAGAUAGCCCAGAGCUUGGGGUGGAGGAUCGGGGCUCUAGAUCCCGCUUGGCCUCUGCCACAGCUAAUGCCCUCUACAGCAGUAACCUUCGAGAUGACACCAAGGUGAUACUAGAACAGAUCAGUGCUCACAGCCAGAAACAUCGUGGAGGGGCUGGAUCAGGGGGUGGGACAGGAACAGGGGGUGCAGCCCAUAGUAGUCCUGAGCUAUACCGUUCACCUGCUGCUGCCCUGGAUGCCAGCCGGGCCCAUGAGAUGUCUGACAAGGACAAAUGCUCAGCCAUCUUCCGCUCAGACAGCUUUGGGGGCCAGAGUCGCUUCAGCCGAACACUACCAGCUAGCUUGGAAGAGCGAGACACCUUGCUACGAAAGAUGGAAAGUAUGCGGAAGGAAAAGCGUGUCUAUAGUCGCUUUGAAGUUUUUUGUAAAAAAGAGGAUUCUGGGGCUGGUGAAGCUGGGGCAGGUGAGACUGGGGCAAGUGAGGCAGAUACUAGGGACCGCAAGGUGGGCAAGUUCAUGCCCAAGAUCCUGGGCACCUUUAAGACCAAGAAAUGAUCUAGUUCCAUCCACCCUGGCAAUCCAUCCUGCCCAGUGUUGCCAUCAUUGACUCACAUUACCCCUAAUGCACUCAAUUCCAUUGUGGGUCUAGUGACCAAGCCAGGUGCCAAAUCUCUAAUGGGGUGGGAUGGUUAGGGUAGGGACUAGGUACACAUAUCCUGAAGAGUAGGAUAUCUCCUUAGUCUUAUAUGGGAACAUUGCCUCAUGGUGCUCAUAAGUCUAGGGCUCUUGGGCAGACCUGGUUCCCAUAAUGUUGUGCUACUGCCUUGCCCACUUUUGGAAUGUGGGCUUCACCUUUUUGGGGGACUGUUCCCAUAUGCCCAUCUGUUCAUUUUCUAUAUCAUCCUUUAUUCCAAAGACCUUAUCUUCUGUUGGAAGGAGUAUGUUCCCCCAAUCUCACACUAGUCUGCUUAACUAUCUGCCUUUCUUCCCCGUCUUAGUGCAUCUCUCAGUCGGAGGAAUUUGGAAUUAACAAAUUCUCAUUUGAACAGAGCUUUACAGUUUACAAAAAGUAUUCACACACUAUCUCACUGGACCCUCAUAAUGACCUUCUGGAGGAUGGCAGGAAUUUUAUGGAUGAGGAAAGGAGCUGGGAGAAGUGACUUGUUUCAGGUUAAAUAGAAAAUUGUGGAACUGGAACAAGAGACCAGGUUUCCUGUUUUUGUCUAGUACUCUUCCACUGUACCAAGUUGCUUCUCCAACAGAAGAGAGGAAAACCUUUGCUUUGGGAGUGUGAGUGUGUGUGAGUAUAUGUAUGUAUGUAUGUGUGUGUAUGUGUGUUUUUCCCAGGGUUGCUCUUCUCUGCUUAAGGGAGGGAAGGGGAGGGGGACUUCUGAGGGCAAGAGGUCUUAGGAUCAGAGAGAAGCCUAUCUUGUAGUAUUUACAGAGAAAAUGGUCUUCCCAGCUCCAGGUACUGUGUCUUGCACCUAGUGGGCACUUAAAAGCUGGUUGAUUUGCAGGUUGGAUAGAGUGGGACCCCACAGAGUUAUGAGCUCUGGUGUGGAUCUCCAGAAGGGAGAGGCAAUGCUGUCAGACUCUCUCCCAUUCUUAGAUGGAUGUGCGCCUCUAUGGAUGUUGAAGAGAGGCAGUCAUGAUGAUGGACAUAAGAUUCUGGGAGAGUUCCCCUGAGGAGGGUCUGGCACAGACUUGAUGUGUCUGUGGCCUCAGCCUUCUCCAAGGGAUGGGAUUGGGAGGGAUGAGGGAAGACUAACUUGCUGCAGAAUCAAUAAAUUAGACUUGAAUUUAUUAAACCUGGCUUUAGAGUCUUAGAUUCU
Monodelphis domestica (gray short-tailed opossum) is the source of this 7391-nucleotide messenger RNA. RefSeq names its product scaffolding CK1 anchoring protein H (gene SACK1H). Gene Ontology annotation, molecular function: protein kinase binding; keratin filament binding. NCBI's taxonomy places the organism in Eukaryota, Metazoa, Chordata, Mammalia, Didelphimorphia, Didelphidae. The record is from RefSeq and is a predicted model, not a curated record. Gene Ontology annotation, cellular component: keratin filament. Gene Ontology annotation, biological process: protein localization to cytoskeleton; intermediate filament cytoskeleton organization; signal transduction.